AGAGAGCAAUUAGUCUCUAUGUUGGCCGUCGCACUUUUCUUUUGGCAUGAAAUCAAAAGACCGCAUCCACGUGCAGCUCUUCAUCGAGUCGGAACCUUUAUCUCCGACCUGAGCUCCAUCGGAACUGCGACUGUACUACUACAUCCAUUUACAUUAUUCAAAAGAUGUCGAGGGACGAGAGGGAGACCGGGGAUAGGGAAAGCGCUGCUCCGGAAAAGGGGAUUGCUUUGGACCAGACAGGAGUCGCAAGGGAAUUCAGUGGCGCACCGAGAGAUGAACCCGAAGCACACUCAUUAUCCGCAAGAUCGAAUACCAAUCCUUUUCUGCGCGAGGAUGCACGAGGAGGCGGCCCUGUUUUUGGCGCAUCAACCGCUUCAGUAAGCAACGAUGGCAAUCCUGCUUUGCCAGCCGGCGCACGUUCAAGGACAAGCCCCGCCACUGCAUCCGGAACAUCAUCGCUUGCGCAAUGCUUCCAGCAGACACCUGUGCCUCGUGGUCUGGGCGGAAAGGUUCAACAUAAUUCCAUGGAACACGGUCCUCCGACGAGAUAUAGUGACACGUCGAAUGAUGUUGAGUUAGCAAAUCCUGCCGCCGCGACCACGACGCACUCGUCUCGUCCGAAGUGCUACUAUCCAGAAAAUCGCACGGUUGCUGCUUCGUACCCCGGUGCACCAACACCGGGGCUGGCAGAUUUGCUGAACAACAUCAGCAUUCACACGAGAGCAGGUGGAUCUUCAGAUGGGGCUGCAGGGGCCAACAGCAGCUUUCUUAGCGGGCACGGAGAACGCAGCGACGGCGGCGGAAACGACCCACGCGCGGCCGUCUCUGCUAGCAGCCGCGAGCACGUGGCGGAUGAUCCGACGGGGGCACACAAAAGCUACAUCGAUGAGGCCGAGGGCCCCUUGCUCCAGCAGCGCCUGCAGUUUGACUACCGCCAGAGUCUGCGCGUCCUGCAGCACCGAGAUCGCGAAAUCGCAGAUUUGCGACAGGAAUAUCACCUGGCACAGAAAGGCCUGAAUGAGCUGCAGCGCGAGUUGAAGCAGCAAAUGACAAAGACCUCCCUUCUGGAGCGCCAGACACACGAAGAAAAAUUGCGGCUUGAAGAACAGAUACGCACCGUGACGAAGGACCACGACCUAUUUCUACAGAAAACCCGUGAGGAGCGAAAGCAAUGGGAGGAAAGAAUCCGGGAAAUGGCAGCGGUGUACGAGCAAAAGAUGAAUGAACUGCGAAAGAAAACCGAUCAGGCAGAAAAAUUCGCACUCGAAAAGGAAAGAAAAGUGAAUGAAGACCUGCACACAGUGGCCGAGAAGCUUCGCUCACAAAAGCAAAAGUUUCAAACCUCGGUAACCCUUUGUCUUUGACUGCUUCGAUUUCGAUUUCCACGAUUGUGAUUACAAAUUACAUGACCACAGUACCGUGGAUGUUUCUAAAAAUGUGCCAGGAAUCCAUGAAACUGAAGCACAAGCAACGGAAUCGAAAAUAUGGUGUAGUUGAUAAAAAUUAACAUAGUCGUGUUCGUGGUGAGGACCUAGAUAAAACUACCUCGCAUUGCUAUGUGGACGAAAACUGCAAGAUAUCCGCAAUGCAUUCUUGAAGAACACGGAAUGGAACUCCAUCCUUUUUUGGUGAACGAAGUAGAGAUGCCAAGCACGCAACGAACACUGCACAACAUCUACAACUACAACAGCUCGACGAGAAAGACGCGGGGCAUCAGCGUACGCGGGCCGACUUGGAGCAGCGGUUUGAGCAGGAGAGGCGGAGUCUGCAGGCGAAGUGCGCCGAAGUCGAAACCAGUCGGGAUCGCAUGGAGUCGCGGUUGCGUACGGAGCAGGAACUUGCUACGAAGUUCAAGGAGCAGCUCUACCAGGUCGAGCGCGACCAGAAGCAGAAGGAGCAGGAGUGGAGAUUCGCGGUGGAGAACUUGCAAAACGAGCUACUGGAGAAGAAGAGGACGGCGGAGAUGGGCAGCAAGCAGUACGAAUUGAAGCUAGGCGAGGUGUCCGAGGAGAAGGCCACUUUGGAAAGUGCGAACAAGAAGAUGUGGGCGGAGAACAUCGAUCUCCAGAAAAAGUGCGAGGCCUACGGGAAAACGGACGCCAUGUUGAAAAGGGAAAAGACCGAACUCGAAGACACGUUAUCACGGCUAAAAAAAGAGUACAAGCAAGAGAUCCGGGCGAAGGCGGACGAGCUCGCGGAGAUGGUCUCAAAACUGGCUGGGGAGAAGCAAAAGAUGGAGGACGAUUUUCGCAAAGUUGCGCAGUCCGAACAGAGAAAGUGGCAGGCGCAGAGGGAAAGUGAGGUGCGCCCGCUAAAGAACGAAAUUCGGUUGCUCACAGAAAACCUAGAUCGAGUCACGAAGGAUUGCCGCGAAGCGAAGAGCCGCGGAGAAGAAUUCUGUACUUCGAUUAACCUUCCUGACAAAAUAAAAUCUGUACCUCGAUAAGAAUCGCGCUCCUCCUACUGAAAUGUGAAAUGUUGGUCUUCUUUCUUCUAACUCUAACAUUUCUUGGGUCUGUCGUGGUGCCGUCGCCACAUUCAUAUUCAUACUGCGUGUACUUUCUCAGAUCUAGUAUCUGCUGAGAGUUGGAGGAUUCCUUGACUCGGGUCCGACGACGCAAUGAGCUGUGACUUUGACAGCCGGUGCCACCGAGGAACAAGUCUUCUGCUCUUUUUUGAUACGACACCGCGGACACGACACAUGUGAUCAAAUCUUUAGAUCCUCAAUAAAAACUUCCGAAUUUUUGACAAUACAGAUCUGGAGGCCCACACUCGCAAUCAGGAGUGCGUCACCUUGCGCGAAGAAAACGCAGCUUUAAAACUGCGUUUGUGGAGCGAUGAAGCUGCGGAGCGGCUGCAUCCGGGAGGAAUGAAAGAGGACGGCGCCAGAGCUGGAUCGAACUACCCACCACAGCAGUUUGGCUACCCAUCCGUCGGCGCAGUAGAAGACGAGGAGCAGGGGAAUAACUACAUGGAUCUGGUCAGUGAUGCGCGGACAGCUUUUUCCUCAAUUUCUCCAAAAUUUCGCAAGUCCCACUACUCGACCAGAGGCCCUGGUGCCGGGGGAGCACAGCGUCGUUUUGUUCAACACCCUGAUCAGAUGACUCAAGCGCCCCGCAUGAAAGCGAGUGGCGCCUUGCGGCACCCGACUCCGGACCCGACAAAGGGCUUGCUGCGCUCGCGAUCGCGAGGGAACACCGGGGACGAUAUCAUCUCGUCUGCAGACCAGGAUAUGGAGCUGCAACUGCUGCAGAAGCAGCGGGGUAAAAUGGAUGACGUGCGUGCGCUCAGCGAUUGCGUCGAGCCUGCGUCCGUUCCCGCUGCGCCCCCGCCAAGUGAGCCGCUGCGCCAGUUCCGAGGAGGGGAAGCGGCACAGCCAAUGAGGCCAGCUUGGCUGGAUUCAAAAACAGGUGGAACGCCCCAACGAGACCUGGUUCAUCUGGAGAGAAGAAUAAACGAUAAUGCUUUGCGUGCCCCCCCUUCAGUAUCAGUGCCGGGAGCACGAGCAGACAACGGUGGAGCUGGUGCCGCGUACUUCGCGAUGCAUGCGAACGCGCUUCCGCUGAAUGCAAACCAGGCUGUCAACGGAGCUGCGGUGGCACCACCAGGGGCGUCGUCGAGCACGACGCAAUAUCAAAUGCAGAAAUGUCUGGGUCUGGAAGAAUGCGCAAUUUGUCAUGCAGAUUUUCCAUGACCCAUGAGGUCUGGAAUGCAGGACCUAGCAUGACAGAUUCUGUGCGAUCUCUCUCAUGCCUAUCCUGCAUGAGAAUCUCCCUCCCGACUUGGUCAAAACUGGACGACUUUUGGUAAUCAUGCAACACAGAUUUUUACAUGCUUGAGAUUUAGCAUGACAACUUGCAUUCUUCCAGACCCAGACAUUUUUACAUUUGAUACGCAACAGGAUCAACAGGCAGUCGUUUUGUCGCACCUUGCGGACUAUCCUGUGCAAAAGUAUCGUACUCGUACUAGUAAAUUGCAGAUAUGCAUGACAAAUCCAACUUUCUACCUGAAAUAGCAUGAAAAAUUGCAUUUUUGUUCUUGGGAAAAUUUGUAUAUGCAAUUUAUACUAGUAGUACGAUAGUUUUGCAAUGCAUACGGACGCGCUGGCCAAGGUGACAGAGCAGCAGGCUGACCUGAAAGAGCUUGUGAUGAAAACGCGAAAGCAGCAGCAACGACAGGAGAACAAGAAUCGCCAAGAAGACCACCACCACGAGGAUGCGCAUCUUGCGCAUGAAGAUGCGCCAUCCGCCACGCAUGCCCUGCAGUGGGCCACGUUAGUAGGACAAGAAGAAAGAAAGGAGCUACAACUCGAGCAGAGGCAGAUCCAGCAGGCACCUCAAGAGAACAAGUACACCUCUGCUGAUCUUGUUAGUGAGGACGAGGAGGGCGCUGAACUACAACCUGAAACUGGGACAGCUUCGCUCACGGCUCCUGGCCAAAACAGGGACAUCAACUGCGAAGACGUCGACGGCUCCCACUCCCCGACGUCGAACAAAAGCGUGGUGAAUAUCACCGCUCUCAUAGAGGAAGACGAGCAGUAUUGCAAAAGUCUUUUCCCAAAGAAUGUUGAAGCAAGCUCUUGUUCGUCCCAAACGAGGAAGCCGCCAGACAAGAUUUUCUCCUUUGGAGAUCCCUACGAGGUUCCUGCAUAUCUGGCCCACAAGGAGAGCAGCUCGAGUUGCGCACGGGAUGAACAGGAGGCAGGAACUGCAAGCCUUUUGAGCGAUCAGGUCGAUGAAAUGGGUCUGCGCCUUGCGGCGGCUGGCUCUACGUCUUUUGACCUGCACGAGGCUGCGGAAGCGGAGAUUCGCCGCCGGGCGUCCGUCGUCGCGAACGCUGCGUCUUCUUCGAGUGCGCCGAGGCUGAAGGCUUCCGAAAGCUUGCCGAGCUUCCCUCUAGGGCAGCAGCGUCGUGCUGGUGUUCUUAACGUCGAAGAUCCAGAGGAAGACUUGGAGUUCUUCGGCUCUGGGCCGCUACUGAAUUUCGAAGACACGAAUCAGGGUUUCCCAGGUCGGCACACGCGCGCAGCUUCUAUGGUUGACAGCCGCGAGCAGAAUGUUGCAAGACGUAACCGUCGUGCGGACCGGGUUCGAACUUUGAAUGAAGCCUCCACAGGCCAGAGCUUGAAUGUGAACGCGAUCCUGGCUAAUUCCGCGAAUCGUCCGGAGCCGGAACUGUUGCGCGAAUCGCCGUAUCUCGGCACGGGAGCAGGGUCGCUGAUCGUGGGCGGGGGGAAGGUGGCAGGACCAGGAGGAGCUGCACGGGCGCCUAGUGCGAGAAAUAUUAGAACCGAAAAUUCCGCUAAUGCGGGACAGCCAAGGCUGCAGCGGAGUAGCAACAACAAUCUCAACGGAUCCUACGGCGCUACCCGGACGACCACACUUUCCGGGCGUCCGAAGAGACGCAACAGGCCUGGCGGUGCCCCGGGUGCAGCGCCAAAUUCGUUGUACAACGCACGGCGUGCGGGCUUAGCACUACCCGUGCGCGCACGCGUGAACUCUGGGCUAACGGCAGCGCGGGACGCCUUAUCCGAAACAGGAAGGUCUUCCUGGGUCGGAUCGUCAAAAUGAGUGCUGCAUAUUGGUGCCCGCCUGUUGCUCAGAUAGAAAGAGAUGAAGUUCUUGAUGCGAAAAUGGCAAGACGCGACUUUUAUCUAUGCGCGCUUGGGGACGGAGUGCCAUACGCGCAUCUGUUGUGGCACAAAGAGACGCAUGCAGGGUGGCAGAUUCACCCAAACCAGAAAAAGAAUGUGAAUGAAUACGCAUACUAUAAGGACAAAGCAUCCGCCAACGGGGACUAUGCUCGAUGCUACGAGUGGGGAGGAAUUAUGACGAUGAUGAUGGUCUCAACUGUGGCAAUCCUGCUGUCUGUCUUAC
Amoebophrya sp. A120 is the source of this 5876-nucleotide messenger RNA. Lineage: Eukaryota; Dinophyceae; Syndiniales; Amoebophryaceae. The record is from the annotation of a GenBank genome assembly.